AUGAUAUCAGACGAUUGGGACGAUUGCGCCAAAAGCGAUAUCGGACUUCGAGAGACGGAGAGCAAGGCAAAAAUAUCGGAUCGCAUUAUGAACUCGAUAGUCAUGCUUCACACGAUGACGAUCAUCGCGUAUUGUGCCGGCACUGUCCUGAAAAACGUUAAAGUAACUGACAGCACGGCGGAGCUGCCCUAUGUCGACAAGUUAGAUAUCCCCUUCAACGUUAACACGCAACUCGUGUAUAGAAGCAUAUUAUUCGUAGAAUUCUUAGUUGUGAUCAUGAGCGGUUGGGCAGCUGGUGUGACGAACGCAUUAUUGUUGAGUCUGACGUUACACGCCGCCGGCCAGAUGGACAUUCUUCGUAACUGGUUGACGCAACUUGUAUCCCGUGCGAAUGAGAGUAAACACGAAUCGACCGUCAUCAUGCUGAAACAGAUCGUAGAAAAACAUCAGAAAAUCAUCAACUUUUCGGAAAGCAUCGAGAACCUCUACACGCAAAUCGCGUUCCUGCAAUUCGCGUCGAACAUGAUAAUGAUUUGUUCAUUGGGCUUUGUGAUCGUAACGGCGAUCGGCAGCCCCGAUGCGACAGAGCAUAUAGUGCGGUCUCUCUUGUUUUACACUAUAACGAAUCUCGAAGCGUUUAUAUUUUGCUACGCCGGGGAAUAUCUGAGCAACAAGAGCAAAUUGAUCGGUAUCGCAGCGUACAAUACCAUGUGGUACGAUUUGGCACCCAGAGACGGCCAAGUUCUAUUGUUCGUUAUAUUGCGAUCACAGAAGCAACUGACGCUUACAGCCGGCAAGAUGGUGGAUCUCUCCUUAGAAUCCUUCGCGAAUAUCAUGAAAGCGUCUGGAUCGUACUUGUCGGUGCUGUUGGCGAUGAAUUGA
This is a messenger RNA of Dinoponera quadriceps, 882 nucleotides long. RefSeq names its product odorant receptor 4-like. Gene Ontology annotation, biological process: sensory perception of smell; detection of chemical stimulus involved in sensory perception of smell. NCBI's taxonomy places the organism in Eukaryota, Metazoa, Arthropoda, Insecta, Hymenoptera, Formicidae. Gene Ontology annotation, cellular component: plasma membrane. The coding region runs from base 1 to 882 and encodes 293 amino acids. The record is from RefSeq and is a predicted model, not a curated record. Gene Ontology annotation, molecular function: odorant binding; olfactory receptor activity. The transcript is spliced from 5 exons.